Colius striatus (speckled mousebird) is the source of this 1844-nucleotide messenger RNA. It is a transcript of the gene CDK18, whose product is annotated as cyclin dependent kinase 18. Gene Ontology annotation, molecular function: protein kinase activity; ATP binding. Bases 102 to 1523 code for a protein of 473 amino acids. Gene Ontology annotation, biological process: protein phosphorylation. Gene Ontology annotation, cellular component: cytoplasm; nucleus. The record is from RefSeq and is a predicted model, not a curated record. Lineage: Eukaryota; Metazoa; Chordata; Aves; Coliiformes; Coliidae. The transcript is spliced from 16 exons.
GCCCUUGGCCGGGCCGCGGGGCAGCAGGAAGGAGGGAGAAGGAGAAGGAAGGAGCUGCUCGGCGGCCGGGCUCUGCCAGCCUUUGCAGCACAAGGUAAACCAUGAACAAGAUGAAAAACUUCAAGAGGAGGUUUUCACUGUCAGUUCCUCGGACAGAGACCAUCGAGGAGUCGCUGACAGAGUUCACAGAGCAGUUCAACCAGCUCAACAACAGGAGGAAUGAAGACCUGGUUCAAGGGCAGCUGCAGCUGGGACACCUGGGCAGAGACUUCCAAGCAGACCCCAGCCCCAUCUCCCCGUCCGAGGUGGAGGGACCGUCGCCGAUGGCCGUGCGCUACCGCAGCAGCACCCAGCGCCGCUUCUCCAUGGAGGAUGUCAGCAAGCGCCUGUCCCUGCCCAUGGACAUCCGCCUGCCCCCCGAGUUCCUGCAGAAGCUGCAGAUGGAGAGCCCAGAGCUCCCCAAGCCCCUCAGCAGGAUGUCCCGAAGAGCUUCCCUGUCAGAUAUUGGGUUUGGGAAGCUGGAAACCUACGUUAAACUGGACAAACUGGGAGAGGGUACUUAUGCCACUGUCUUCAAGGGCCGCAGCAAGCUGACUGAGAACCUCGUUGCCCUGAAGGAAAUCCGCCUGGAGCACGAGGAAGGGGCCCCUUGCACGGCCAUCCGGGAAGUGUCGCUGCUGAAGAACCUGAAACACGCCAACAUCGUGACCCUGCACGACAUCAUCCACACAGAGAGGUCCCUCACCCUCGUCUUUGAGUACCUGGACAAAGACCUCAAGCAGUACCUUGACAACUGUGGCAACCUGAUGAGUGUGCACAAUGUGAAGAUCUUCAUGUUCCAGCUGCUGCGUGGUCUGGCUUAUUGUCACGGCAGAAAGAUCCUGCACCGAGACCUCAAACCCCAGAACCUGCUCAUCAACGAGAGAGGAGAGCUCAAGCUGGCUGACUUUGGACUAGCCAGAGCCAAGUCAGUCCCUACCAAAACCUAUUCCAACGAAGUGGUGACGCUGUGGUACAGACCCCCCGAUGUCCUGCUGGGAUCCACUGAGUAUUCCACACCUAUUGACAUGUGGGGUGUUGGGUGCAUCCACUACGAGAUGGUCACGGGGCGACCCAUGUUCCCUGGCUCCACGGUGAAGGAAGAGCUGCAUUUGAUCUUCAGGCUGCUGGGAACCCCAACAGAAGACACCUGGCCUGGAAUCACAUCCAACGAGGAGUUCAGGGGCUACAACUUCACUCAGUACCGAGCCCAGCCGUUGAUAAACCAUGCCCCAAGGCUGGACUCUGAAGGCAUCGACUUGCUGAUGAACCUCCUUCUGUACGAAGCCAAGGGGCGGCUGUCGGCGGAGGCGGCGCUGAGGCACCCGUACUUCAAGAGCCUGGGAGACAGGGUGCACCUCCUGCCUGACAAUGCCUCCAUCUUCUCCUUGAAGGAGAUCCAGCUCCAGAAGGACCCUGGCUACCGAGGUUCAGCCUUUCAGCAGUCAGCCCGAGGGAAGAACAGGAGGCAGAGUAUAUUUUAGACUUGGAUCUCCCUUGUCACCAUGGAGAUCAAAGCACUGAGAGAGGAGAUGGCAACACGCUCCCACCUGACCCACCGCAGAACGACUGACUCGAGCAGGACGAUGCUGAGGGGCCCCUGCCCGUCCCCACAACCACAGCCCCUGCAGCAGCUGCUGUUGAUGGACCCAGUGGCCUUUUUCCACUCCUCCCCCUUCUUGUUUUCACGUUGCCCCCAUCAGACACGAGCUGCCAGCCUCUGUGCAGGUGUGUGAGGAGCUGCCCAGGGCAUUGCCCACAGCGCGGCGCCGUGUGCUGCCCUCGGGGAGCUUUUGUGAGCAGAG